AUGGUCAGAAGAAACAAUGCAACUGUUGAUGAGUUCCUUCUCUUGGGAAUCACAGAUAUCUGGGAGCUGCAGGUCAUUCUGUUUGUGCUGUUCCUUCUGAUCUGUGUCACCUCGCUGGUGGGGAAUCUCGGCAUGAUUGCUUUAAUCAGGCUUGACUCUCAACUCCACACCCCCAUGUACUUCUUCCUCUGCCACCUCUCUCUGGUAGACCUAGGUAAUUCCUCAGCAGUUGCUCCCAAAAUGCUGGUGAGCUUCUUUGAAGAAAGGAAAGCCAUCUCUUUGCCAGGGUGCGCAGCCCAGAUGUACUUGUGUGGAUUCUGCAUCAUCACUGAGUGUUACCUGCUGGCUGCAAUGGCCUAUGACCGGUACGUGGCCAUCUGUAACCCCCUACUCUACGUGACCACCAUGUCUCAGAAAGUUUGUGUGCACCUGGCUGUGGGAUCCUACUUAAUAGCUUCUGUGAGUCAAAUGGUGCUUGUCAGCUCAGUGUUCAGUGCACACUUCUGUGGCCCUAAUGUCAUCAACCACUUCUUCUGCGAUAUUCCUCCGCUCCUGAAGCUUUCCUGCUCCAGCACUAUUGUCAACCAACAUGUGCUUUUUACCAUUGCUACUCUUGUUGCUCUCAGCACUUUAACAUUCAUUGCUGUCUCUUAUGGUUAUAUACUUAUCACUGUCCUGAGGAUGUGCUCCUCAAAGGGCAGGCACAAAGCUUUCUCCACCUGCGCCUCACAUUUGACAUCAGUCUCAGUUUUCUAUGGGACUAUGAUCUUCAUGUACAUCCGCCCCACUUCUACCUACUCCCUGAACCAGGACAAAGCAGUGUCUGUUGUCUACACCAUGGUGAUUCCCAUGCUGAACCCCCUGAUCUACAGCCUGAGGAACAUGGAGGUGAGGGGCGCUCUCAAGAGACUCCUAAAAAGAGUUCUAGUUUCCUUUAGAGAUCAAGCUGGCAAAGAGGUGUCAUAUAAAUAA
Nestor notabilis (Kea) is the source of this 972-nucleotide messenger RNA. RefSeq names its product olfactory receptor 1019-like. The transcript has a single exon. Lineage: Eukaryota; Metazoa; Chordata; Aves; Psittaciformes; Psittacidae. Gene Ontology annotation, cellular component: membrane. Gene Ontology annotation, molecular function: olfactory receptor activity; G protein-coupled receptor activity; odorant binding. Bases 1 to 972 code for a protein of 323 amino acids. The record is from RefSeq and is a predicted model, not a curated record. Gene Ontology annotation, biological process: sensory perception of smell; G protein-coupled receptor signaling pathway.